Sitodiplosis mosellana (orange wheat blossom midge) is the source of this 2363-nucleotide messenger RNA. Its product is annotated as nose resistant to fluoxetine protein 6-like. Bases 22 to 2214 code for a protein of 730 amino acids. The transcript is spliced from 13 exons. The record is from RefSeq and is a predicted model, not a curated record. Gene Ontology annotation, molecular function: acyltransferase activity, transferring groups other than amino-acyl groups. NCBI's taxonomy places the organism in Eukaryota, Metazoa, Arthropoda, Insecta, Diptera, Cecidomyiidae.
AGAGUUUAAAUUUGCUUGAAAAUGGCUAAAUUAAGCGAUGUUUCAUCAAAGUUCUUUUGUUUAAUCAUUUUUGUGAUCUCGUUUGAGUGCAUUAAUGCUAGUUUGAAAAAGAAGAAACAAGACGACUUCCCAAACUUUGAUCAAAUAAAAAACGACCUAUUCUUCGAUACUCAUUCCAAUGUUCUAAAUAAGAGCAGCGAAUACAGCUAUCAAAACGGUGUUGAGCUUCUUCAGUGCUUAAAUGAAUUGAAUUCAAUUAAAAACGGAUUGAUUAACUCGGAGCAGUGGGCAACGAGAAUCGUAGAUGCAUGGGGCAAAAUGCCAUCGGGCAUUUUAAAUGGAAAUCUUUACGAUUUGGGCGCAUUUUCACAGUGUCUUCACAUCGAACGCAAUGAGGAAGUUUAUAGAACACAAUACUGUAUGGCACACGUAAUUUUUGAUCUCGAAGAUUUUAUUUCAGCGCCAAUUUCGUUUGAAUACACCUUAAGCCAUAUGAAUGUGCCUAAAGUUAUGAGCACGGCUCAGCCAGAAUUUGGGCAUGAGCCAGGUGUAAUACUUGGAACUUGCUUUCCGGCCAGUUGUUCUGUAGACGCUUUGGAUAUUAUUAUCAAUGAAGUUAUUCGGGGGAAAAUGACCGAUGUUUCAGUGAAAAUUUCCAAAAAUAGUUGCCAAUUCGAGGAAUAUCCAUCAAAAUUGAGAAAAAUAGAUAAAGCGAUGAUUACACUGCUGGGAGUGAUUUCAUGUCUGAUACUACUAAGCACAGGCUAUGACAUUUUAUACAGCGUGAUCAAUCGUGAAAAAUCUCGAGUACUCUUGGUCUUUUCUCUCUACACGAACGGAAUGGAAUUGAUUUCCAUCCAAAAAAUCCAAUCACCAAAUGCGAUGGCUUGUAUGAAUGGGAUUCGAGCAAUAUCAACGCAAUGGAUUGUACUUGGGCACACAUAUCUAAUGUAUUUAUGGUUACCAGUUAGCAAUAAAUCGGAUAUUCAAAAGUUCUUCUUAAAAUAUCACAAUAUGUUCAUUCUUGCUGGGGUCCCGGUUGACAAUUUCUUUACGUUAAGUGGACUUUUGGUUUCAAUAAAAAUGUUGAAAUAUUUUGAAAGAAAAGAGAGAUUGAACCUUCUACAGCUGUACUUGCAUCGUUUCAUACGAUUGACACCGCUUCUGGGCGCAUCAUUUCUCUUUUCCAUGUCGUUGAUGCGAUUUUUUGGGAGUGGACCAUUUUGGCCUACUAUGCUUCACUUCUUUCACGGCGAAUGUGAGCGCUAUUGGUGGUCAACACUGUUGUACAUUCAGAAUUUUGUCAAUCAAAAUGACAUGUGUUUUCGACAUUCGUGGUCGCUAUCACUUGACAUGCAGCUCUAUUUACUUGCACCGGCCAUCAUUUAUUCGGUUUAUCGAUACAAAGCGAAAGCAUUGUAUAUUUUAUCCGCCUUAGUUCUCUGUUGCAUUGGCUGCACGUUGAUGGUGCAUUUGAAAUAUGGUUUUACGACCAUGUUUUCGAAAGGUAAACUAGAAAAAGCCUAUUAUGCGCUCCAUAUUCGCUAUUCCCCAUGGAUGGUUGGCGUGAUCGCAGGUUAUUUCUUCUUUAUUGCGGAAAAGAAACCGUUUCGUAUUACCAAGAUGCUCAAUCUAUUUGCGUGGACACUUUCUUUAGCUUCAAUGUUCAUCAUCAUCUUUGGGAGUUAUCAAUUUCAACAACUUGACUCAAAAUUGUCUCCGUUUGAUUUUGGACUGUUUGAAGGUUUGAGUCGCGUCAUUUGGGCGUGUUCUUUGUGUUUUAUCAUUUUUGCUUGCUGCCAUGGAUAUGGAGGGCCGGUCAACUGGUUCUUGGCUCAUCCAUUUUUUCAGCUGAUUUCAAGGCUUUCAUAUUCAGUCUACUUGUUGCAUUUGCCAGUCAUCUGGUUAACAAUGGCUUCAAUGAAAUCUCCGUUGUAUUUUAGUGAAGUGAACGCUGCUCACGCUUUCUUUGGAAAUUAUAUCAUUUCGAUUUUUGUAUCAAUAGUUGCAACCCUUGCUUUCGAAAGGCCUGUAUUGAUGAUUGAAAAACUACUUUCCCGGAAAGUGGCUGAACCCCAACUGGAUGUUGAUACUAAAGACAAACAAAAUGGAUCUGAACGAAAUGGAACCAAACCAAAUGGCUGUAAACAGAAUAGAUUUAAACCAAAUCAAACUGAAAUAUUAAUCAAACUAUUAAAAAAACACAAUGAAUAAUAUGUAAUUGGAAUUGAUUUUGACAUUUUUAUAUUCUUCUUAUUAUCAAAUACAUAUUAUAAUAUUUCUCAGCUGAACGUGAACGAUGUAUCAUUGUAUUUUAUGCGUAAAAUAAUCAUUUUCUUGGAUUUUAUCGAAUAAAGUAAUAA